CAAGAUGAUUUACAAACAAAAAUAAAACUGUUUUAUGUAAUUGUUGUUAACUAUGAUGUGAAAUAAUUAAUUAAUAUUAUUAAUUCUUACUUAUAACCUUGUGUGGACUGCUAUAAUGGCUUCGACUACUAUUCGUGACCAAAAAAUUGAGCAACAACGUCAAAUCAUGGAACAAAAAAUGAAGCAAAAGAGGCAAAGCUCAGGCUUGGUGUUAGCCAAUGACUUACGUGUAGGUUCUGCGAAGCGCCCUAUUUCUGGCAACCGCUCUCGAGAAUUACACGGCUAUGAUGGUCCGAUGCAAUUUCUUAUGUCACCAAUAAACCCUGAUCAAGUCAUACCUCUCCAAACUAAUAGAGUGUCCACAUAUGAUGAGUUGGGCAACCAAAUAGAAGUGAUGACAGUUGGCGAUGAUCUAACAGAAGGCAGCGGGGACGAAAGUGUGCCAGUAUGUAGUGUGGGAAGGGAUGCGAGUGCUGACGACAUCUGUGCUGAUGCAGCUGUAGCGCCGCUGCACGCAAGACUUCCGCGAGACGAGUCGCCUUCUCAGGCUGCAGAAAUAGAAGGAUCAGUAGAAGGUGCAGUGGAAACUUUUGUGGUGACUCCAGCUAAACAUGGCACUCUGUAUAAAUGUAGGAUAGCACGAGAUAGAAAAGGAAUGGACCGCGGAUUGUAUCCAACAUACUUUUUACAUCUUGAAAAGGAUUAUGGAAAGAAAGUUUUUUUAUUAGCGGGUCGUAAGCGUAAGAAGUCCACGACAUCUAACUACUUGAUAUCGACCGACCCUACAGAGUUAACUCGCCAAGCAGAUAGUUUUGCUGGCAAACUGAGGUCCAAUCUGCUUGGCACUGCGUUUACAGUGUACGAUAAUGGCAAGGCUUGGAAAAAGAACUCCCGUGAACCAACCAGACAUGAACUUGCGGCUGUUGCUUAUGACACUAAUGUGUUGGGCUUCAAGGGUCCACGAAAGAUGACUGUUAUUCUACCGGGCAUGACACCUGACAGACAACGAGUUACUAUAGCACCUCAAGAUGACAGCGAAACACUCUUAGAACGGUGGAAAAGCCAGAAUUUUGAUGACAUUGUAGUGUUACAUAACAAAACACCUGUGUGGAACGAUGAGACUCAGUCGUAUGUACUCAACUUUCACGGACGGGUGACACAGGCAAGUGUGAAAAACUUUCAGAUUGUACAUGAUUCAGAGCCAGAUUAUGUUGUCAUGCAAUUUGGUCGGAUAUCAGAGGACGUGUUUACAAUGGAUUUUAGAUAUCCCUUGUGUGCUUUGCAGGCAUUUGGUAUCGCCUUGAGCUCGUUUGACAGCAAAUUAGCAUGUGAGUAGAAUAGUACUUUUAUAAAUAUUAUUUAAGUAUCUAUGUUUACUGUGGAGACUUGAUUGGUUUUUGCUUUAAUAAUGAAUGAUGUUUAAAUGGAGUUCAGAUUUUAGAUCUUAAAUAUAAUACCACAUAAUACUAUGUAUAAAUUGUUCUUGUAAAGAAGAUAGGUGAAAGUAAGUUAAUCUACUCACCUCAAAUUUAAAAAUGGAUAUGUGUUAGUUACUUUUGAAAAUUGGUAUACAUUCCACAAACAGGUCAGAGAUAUAUUAAAAAGUGGCCACAUCAAGAUUAGCUAUAGCAUGUAUUAAAGAUUUGAUAAUGAUUUGACAGGUGUGUUUUUAUGUAAGUAAUAUUAUAAAUGUUUAUUAUUUGAAUUGACAGAAACAAAAGUAACUACUCUUCUAACCUAAGAUUCUCAUAGGGCUGUCAUUAUUCCAAAUUAUAAUCAAUUUUUAGUUCAUCUAUUGUUUUUUAGAAUACAUUUGCAUAGGUCAGCUAACAAACAGAUGAGACAGACAUAUAACAUUAUAUACAGACAUAUAUAAUAGUCAAUCAUAAUGAAGCAGCCCUGAUAAUCAAGUCUCCAGUGUAAAUUAUUCAUCUUUUGAUGAAAGUAUUAUUGUUUGAAUUAAUGCAUUCCAAUUAAGUAAUGAAUUUACAGUAUUAUGAUUUUAUAAUGAAUUGUUUUGAUUAAUUUUACUGUCAUGAAAUCAUGUUUUAGUAAUUUGUCAAAAAUUUGUUGAUUUUAAUGAUAUAAAAUAAUUUUGUAUUUGUGGGAAAGUUUAAGUUCGCAUAUUGUAAGUCAGGAUCUCAGCACAACUGCAUAAUAAUUCCCUCAAAUAUUUUAAAGUAAUAAAUGUAUUACAAUAAUUAUUAUUUAAAUAAUUGCUCAUAUUUAAAUAGGUAAAAAUUUGAAAGAAAGUUUAAGAUAGUGUACACUUUACUACAUGAUAUAGCUUAAGUUACUGUUUUACUCAUGUCCUAGCAUUUUUAUUUGUAAUUUAGUUUAUGUUUAUGCUGACCUAGUCAUUGUGUGUAUUUUUAAAGUUAAUGUAAAAUUACGAAUAAAGUAACAAUUCCGCACAAUAAUUUAAGAUAGAUUAAUAAUUAAUGUAAUGUAGCACAAAUUUAAAUGUAUUCGCACAAGUGAAAUAACAACACUAGGAGUGCUUUAAGCAUAAUUUUGUAAUACUUUUUAAAGCAUCUAAUAACUACUUGAUACAGAAGUUUUUGAACAAUCCAACGUAUUCCUGAUAUAUCACCUUUACUAGACUAUUGAUUAAUGUAAAUCUUUAACAAUUUAAUAGGAAAAAUUUAACCAGAGCAGUAUUGUAAAGUUCUUUAACGAAAAUAAUCAUUACUAGAAAUGUAUUUUUUAAUUAUGUCAAAAAUUUGCGAAACGUCAAUACCAAAAUUUUGGCGACAAACUUAGAGAAAAUCACAAUUAAAUUGAGUAUAAAUCCUAGAUAAUUGAGUAAGUAGUUAAUAUCUAAAGAAAUUGUGUGCCUAUUUAGUCUAUGUGUUAGAGAUAUUAUUUAAAAUAAAAAUAAUAAAACUGUAUAUAGCUAAAAAUAAGCGAUUAUAAAGCAUUGAACGAGCUUGUAGGUGUCAUAGAUAAUGUGUAAUGAAAUAUUCAUGUUUACAUAUUGUUUAUUAUAAUAUGUAGGUAUCCUAAAUUUUUACUAUAAUUAAUUGCAAUUAAUGGUUUUAAUAUGUUAUUAUUUCAAAUUAAAUCAUGUUUAAUAUAAUAUAUAUAUUAUAAUACGGAACAAUUAAAAAUUAUAUGAGUAUUUUUUUAUGAAAUGACUUGGUGUUGCUAAUUACCUACGUAAGGUAGGUAAUGUAAUUUUAACUAAAAUGUAAUUACCUAUUACAACUUGCCUUACUUUUUAAUUUGAUUGACGAUGGAUAAUUUAUUUUAUUGUAACUUCAAUAUUAAAUCUUUUACUAAACUGUUUUACAUAAUAAAUAAAAUAUGUACUUAUUCUUUUUAUACGCUUUAUAUUAGCUUCACCUGUAUGUUUGUAACCGACUUCUUUUGGCCCCAUUUUGACCCACUUUAAACGGUAGAUUUCGUUCAAACUUUGUAGAUUUAUCGAGGACCGAUGACAUUACAUUAAUUUGACUAAAAAAUGAAAAAUAAAUAAUAGUUAAAAAAAAGCACGCUUUAUAUAAAGUUCAACUAAAAAAUAGAAAAUAAAUUUAA
Molecule: messenger RNA, 3537 nt
Organism: Leptidea sinapis
Lineage: Eukaryota; Metazoa; Arthropoda; Insecta; Lepidoptera; Pieridae
Gene: ktub
Product: protein king tubby
Exons: 7
Coding region: 116-1336 (406 amino acids)
Biological process (GO): protein localization to cilium
Cellular component (GO): cilium
Source: RefSeq, a predicted model, not a curated record